CGCCGCUUCGAGACACUUCGAGACCGCUGCCACCGCUGCUUUGCUCGCUUUGCUCGUCGCCGUUUCUCCGGAAGAGUCGCUUAUUUUCGGUUCGGUCUGGUCUGCGCCCGAACAGAGAGAGGGAGAAAAAGAAAAACAAGAAGGAAAAGACCACGACCACGUUGUCGUGUCCGUGUCUCUCGUCUGGCCCGACACUCUCCGAGCAGCGCCUCUUCUCAACGCCAUCCCUCGAGUACGGUAUCGGAGCAAGACUGCUGCCGCACUGCAUUUCGUGAGGGGCGAGAUCGUCCGCCGUCGCGGUUCCCACUGAAAGGGGCCCCAUCGUUUCCGCGCUGCUCCCGUCGUGGCACUUCGCUGCAAGGCAUGCACGUGUUCUUAUGACGGCUGCUCUUCGCCAAGCCAGCCUCCUCCAUCAAGGACUGUGGUCUUCAGCCUCUGACUGCGGCAUCUCUUAGUAGUGGUUGUGCCCUCGUUGCAACGGCCCUUACUUCAGCCAUGGACCCGACUCUGGUCAUCAGCACGACGGACGAGGAGGAGUCCAAACCGGCGAAACCCGCUGAACUGCUCGUCUUUGAUGACUCCGCCCACCUCAACAAGGUGCUCAUGAACUUGAACAAGCUGCGCAAGAACAAGCAAUUUUGUGACGUUGUUCUGCAUGUUGGUUCCGGCCAGGACAUGCAUGAGAUCUAUGCGCACCGUGCGGUGGUGGCGAGCGUGAGCCCAUACCUGUUUGAACUGCUGGCCCAGAAGACCAAGGGCACCAUGCAGAACCAGUGCAAGAUCAACGGCAACUUCGACAUCAGCGCCUUUGAACGCCUCGUCGACUAUGCUUACACCUCAAGGUUGGAGGUCCCCAAGCCGAAGAUGAAGGCGAUGUACCUCGUGGCUGCCAAGUUGCGGGUUCAGCCUGUGACAAAGUACUGUGGGAAAUACCUUGUAGAACACUUGACCCCUGACAACUGCACCGGGGUGCGGGCCAUCCUGGUGGAGUCAAUGGACCAGGAGCUGGUAGCAGAAGUGGACGCCUAUGUGCGGGACAACAUAGCAGAGGUUCUCAAGAGCAAGGAGCUGCAGUCGCUGCCCCACAUCCAGGUGGAGCUGGUGCAGCACAGCAACCUCGAGAUGGACGCCACCAACAACAAGCACCUAUGCCACAUGGUGCUCGACUGGAUGCGCGCCUCCUUUGACCAGGAGGGGGUGCUCAUGGAGACCCUCACCGAAAAGGUGCACAUGCUGUACCUGAACCUGGACAGGACGCUGCACGACUGCAACGACAUUGAGACGGGGGAUUCCAAGGAUACGGAAAUGAUCCAGGACUAUAAGCGGUUGUCCAGGAGGCUCUCCCAGCCCAACGGGAGCAAAUCCAAGAGCAAGACAAAGGGGCGGGCCGGCGUGACGGUGUCCAACCCGGCCAAGCCACGCCAGUUUCUCUACACCCGCUCAGAUUCGAGCGGAUCCUCUUCCUCCGACGAGGAGGACAGGGACUGGAAGAUUAUUGCCACCACUUCUACUGGAGCACACAGCACCAUGGGCCUGGCAGUGGUCUCCGGCAGCAUGAUUGUGCUGUCCGUGGUGCAGCGGCUCAACUUCAACGGCGCUACCACCACGGGCGACAGCUCUCCCGAAGUGUGCGGAGGCGGCGUGGGCUACACCACCCUCCCGCCCAUGAUGAGCUCCCGCUGCGGAAUGGGCACCGUGGAGUUCCAGGGAAAGCUGCUCGUCUGCGGUGGCUACGACCGUGGGGAGUGCCUGCGCACUGUGGAAUCGUACGAUCUGGGCACCAACCGCUGGAGCCCCCUCGUCUCCAUGGGGACCCCGAGGGGACGAGUGGACGUCACAGUGCUGCAUGGCCACGUCUACGUCAUCGGCGGCAGCGACGGCACCAAGGAGCUCGCCUCUGCCGAAGUGUUUGACGGCGCAGCGUGGAGGCCGCUGCCUGCCCUCGGCGUGGCACGUUCCAACGCUGGGGUCUGCAACCUGGACGGCAAGGUGUUUGUGGUGGGUGGCUGGAAUGGCCAGCGGGGGCUCACCUGCUGCGACGUCUUCGACCCCCUCACCAGGACCUGGUGCGGUGUUGCCCCCAUGCAGCUCGGGCGUUACCAAGCCGGAGUGGCCUGCCUGAACCGAGAGGUGUAUGCGGUGGGAGGCUGCGACUCGUGGACGUGUGUGGCCUCGGUAGAGAAGUACAACCCUAGCACCAACACCUGGGUCCAAGUGGCACCCCUGCAGAAUGCCAGGAGGGGCUGUGGACUUGUUGAGUAUAAUGGCAAGCUGUACGCCGUGGGCGGGCACGAUGGUGUGCGCUCGCUCUGCAGCGUGGAGGUGUACGACGCCCAGACGAACACGUGGAGCCCUGGCCCGUCCCUGACGAGCUGCCGGGCCAACGUGGGCGUGGCUGUGGUCGGGGGCCGCCUCUUCGCUGUGGGCGGCUUCAACGGGAAGGCCUUCCUCAACACAGUCGAGUUCCUGGACGCCCGCACCAACGAGUGGACCACCUUCGUCGCCAAGGCGCCCGUCGCCUAUCAGGUCGGCGGCGGCAUCAUCCACGAAGAUCACGACGAAGACAGGGACUCUUCGCGCGAGGGAUCCGCGGAGGAGUUCCGUUGACCGUGUCAGCCCAUUCCAUCUCAACCUUCUUUCUCCGCUUCAUUGUUUUCACUCUCCCUCUCCCCUGCUUUCUCGUGGUUCUAGCUUCGUAUAUGUCCCGUUCCGUGCUCGCACAGUCUUGGUUUUUCGCGUUGACCUCUUGCGUUCAUUAUACGAGUUGCGACGAAGAUCAAGGGACAGGAACUGACGGCGUUCCUGCAAUGGACGCACGCAGGUACGUCGACGUGCAACGGAAAAAAGUAUUUAUAGAUGUCGUUUGUGCAUUAGAACGUUCCGUUCGAGGUCGGCAUCGCCGCAACUGCCACGAGGUCGCAUCGCUCUCGUCGGUAGGUCAACGACACCGUUGGAUAGCACUUUCGGUUUGUAGAGCUCUUUGCUGUGCUUGCUGUACUGGAUUGUACGGGAAACUGAGUGGAACUUCUCGUCAUUAGCGGGUGGGCAAAGGUUCCGAAAGAAUGGCAGUGUUUGGCGCGGCGAGACCUAAGCUGCUGGCCUCUGCAAGCGUUGCUCAAGGUGUUUGUGACAAUGGGUCCGGUUGCAUCUCGUCAGUGAAGUUUUUUUGUUGCAAUUGAAAUGAGCGAUAAGUCAGCUGGUUGGCUCGCGCCUGCCUUGGAUUAACGCCAUCUAUAGCCGUCGACUAGGUGUGAUGAAAACAUUGACGACGAAUCAACAUGGAUUGACCACUCCGGUUUUACUUGGAUUUAUAUUUUAAUUUUUUAUUUCGCAUCUAGUUUGCUCAAAGGGACAAAAGUGUCUUCCCAAAUCAAGAGCGCGCAAAUCUGUGGUUACAAAAUCUCGAUUUCAGACAUGCAAUUGUUGGGUGGGGCGUUGUGUACAUCACGAGGCGGCAGCUUAGAGAGCAAGCCAAGGGCUUGCCGUCCGUUGGGAUGCGAAAGGCGUUGCAGGAAUCGUCAUACCCUUCAACUUACACAGCUCGAGGGAUCGAGGCACGUUUGAUGCCGUGGUGCAGGAUUGAACUGGUCGACGACCGUGGGACUCAAAGAAGGGGCAGCGUCCUCCUGCCGUUCUUAUUUACACCCGUCCUCGGAAGAUGGACAAUCAGGACAGGCGCUGCUCGACCAUCUUUUGUUGCACAUACUUUCCCGUCACACGUCCUCCCCCACUGCCUUUUUGAGCCUCGAUAGUGCACGAACCAGUCUUCGAGACUGGACAUUUGCGACCGCAUUUUACAGAGGGCAACGACUGCUCCCCCCAGGCCUCCCUCCAUAAACGACAUACCAAUCUUUUUUUUUUGUCGACGGACAUUAGAUUUGAAUCUAUGGGGUACCGCAGGAAACCCUUGGUCCAAUCUGCCCAAUUGCACAUGCCGGAGGUUGUCUAAUGAAACUGCCCAUAAAUUUCUUACUGGAAGGGGUGUUGUGGCCCUUCUCUAUUGCAUGGCAGACCCCGGCUUCUAACAUGUUUACACAGUUGCGUGCCCCUUGGCACCAGCUUUUGUUGGAGUUGUCCAGGAGGAAUUAGAGGAGGGACAUUACCAUUUUAUGUUUUCACGGGAUCAAUGUUAGCAGGGAACAUUGGGAUUUCUUUUCUUUUUUAAGGAAUGGGUAUUGGCAUACCUUGUGUGCUUACACAUGCUGUUUGCAUAUGACAAUUUGAAAAGAUAUUGAAUAAAAUGUACAUAUGUA
Molecule: messenger RNA, 4253 nt
Organism: Ixodes scapularis (black-legged tick)
Lineage: Eukaryota; Metazoa; Arthropoda; Arachnida; Ixodida; Ixodidae
Product: influenza virus NS1A-binding protein homolog B
Exons: 12
Coding region: 496-2607 (703 amino acids)
Molecular function (GO): protein binding
Source: RefSeq, a predicted model, not a curated record